AAAACACCAUUUUUGAGAUCGGAGCUUCUUGUAGCGUAAAAAAUGCAGACGAGGUAUAUGGAGAGGACUAAUAGUAUGAGAGAGAAGAGAAAAUUGGAUGAAGAUGAUAAUCAGCAGCAGCAACAGCCUGAGCGUAAAAGGCCAGCUCUUGCAAGUGUAAUUGUGGAAGCCUUGAAGAUGGAUAGUUUACAGAGGCUUUGUUCGUCUUUGGAACCGAUUCUUCGCCGAGUGGUAAGUGAAGAGGUGGAGCGGGCAUUGGCGAAACUUGGCCCUGCAAGACUUAGUGAAAGGUCUUCGCCGAAACGAAUUGAAGGCAUCGGUGGAAGGAAUUUGCAGCUGCAAUUCAGGUCUAGAUUGUCUGUUCCUUUGUUUACUGGAGGGAAGAUAGAAGGGGAGCAAGGUGCUGCGAUCCAUGUGGUACUGUUGGAUAUGACAACUGGACAUGUUUUGACAGUAGGACCUGAAGCUUCUGCAAAGCUCGAUGUUGUUGUGCUUGACGGUGAUUUCAACACUGAAGAUGAUGAAGGUUGGAGUGGAGAAGAAUUUGAGGGUCAUUUGGUGAAAGAACGUCAAGGAAAGAGGCCUCUCUUGACUGGUGAUGUGCAGGUGACGUUGAAAGAAGGUGUGGGAACAUUAGGGGAACUUAUCUUUACGGACAACUCGAGUUGGAUAAGAUGCAGAAAAUUCAGGCUGGGUGUAAAGGUCUCUUCUGGUUACUGUGAGGGGAUGCGUGUACGCGAGGCAAAGACUGAAGCUUUUACUGUGAAGGACCAUCGUGGAGAGUUGUACAAGAAACAUUACCCACCUGCUUUGGAUGAUGAGGUCUGGAGGUUGGAAAAGAUUGGAAAGGACGGGGCUUUCCAUAAGAAACUCAAUAAAGCAGGAAUCUACAAUGUCAAAGAAUUCCUGCGUCUUAUGGUCAAAGACUCUCAGAAACUAAGGACUAUUCUUGGAAGUGGCAUGUCAAACAGGAUGUGGGAGACACUUGCAGAGCAUUCCAAGACAUGUGUCUUGAGUGAAAUGCUUUACGUCUACUAUCCCGAGGACUCAGUUGGUGUUGUUUUCAACAAUAUAUACGAGUUUAGUGGUCUUAUAUCGGGAAAGCAGUAUUAUCCUGCUGAUUCUCUUUCUGACAAUCAAAAGGUUUACGUUGAUGGACUGGUGAGGAAAGCCUAUGAAAACUGGGAUCAGGUUAUUGAAUAUGACAGCAAGUCACUUAUGAACUUCAAUCAAGUUAGCAAAACAGAUACUAUAGAUUACUCUAUACCAGUUUCAGUUCCAAGCCAACCAUCUUCAUCUUAUUCAGACGUAACUGUUGAAGCAUACAACCAGAGUCCGGCUUCAAGUUUCCCGGGUCAAUCUCAGCUAGCUGAUACUACAUACAUGCACUUUGGAAACUCUUCAUUUGCACCGCAAGACCAGCUAAUUAACAGCACUCAUGAAUCACAAAGCAUGAUCAAUAGCAACGGUGGUGUGAGAUUGGCGCUGGGUCCAGCAACAGGAUCCCAAAACCAACAACUGGUUCAUCCUCCUCCUGAGAUUAACUCUUACAAUGAUUGGUCAAAUACAUGCAACAGAGGAGUCGAAGGGUUUUUAUCAGAGGAAGAGAUUAGGGCUAGAAGUAACGAAAUGCUCGAAAACGAUGAUAUGCAGCAACUGUUGAGACUCUUUAGCAUGAAUGGUGGUGACCAGCAAACUCCAAUGAACAUGGGAGAAGAUGGGUUUGGGUUCCAUUCUUUUGGUCAGACGGCAAUGGCUGAUUACGAAGAGGACCGUUCAAACUCAGGAAAGGCUGUUGUAGGAUGGCUAAAGAUCAAAGCAGCCAUGAGAUGGGGAUUCUUCAUCAGAAGGAAAGCCGCUCAGAGACGGGCACAGAUUGUUCAACUUGAUGACGAUGACGAAUAGGUUCAAGAAGAAGGAAGAAACAGAGAAUCUGAGGGUUUCAUUAUGAUGAUGGUUUUUAACAGUUUCCCAGAAAAAGAAGUCUUUUGUUUUGGUUUCUUCUUCUAGUGGAGCUUUAUUUUGUUGUACAGGGAGCUUUCUUCUUCUCUUCUUGUUUGUUUGUGCUUAUAUAUUUGUAAUCUCUCUACUUGACCAGUGUUUUCAAUAACUCAAAAACCUGAUGUACUGUAGUUCUAUUGCAUAAUUUCUAUGUUGUGUUCUUUUGGGUUGUCUUUUUGGGUAUGUUUGAUAAAUACUUAUUUAGAAA
Messenger RNA from Arabidopsis arenosa, 2209 nucleotides. Lineage: Eukaryota; Viridiplantae; Streptophyta; Magnoliopsida; Brassicales; Brassicaceae. The record is from the annotation of a GenBank genome assembly.